UUAUCUAUUUAUAGAACUAAUUUUAUUUGGACGGCGUCGGUUUGGCCGCUGUCACUGCCCCGGCGACGUCGACGCCCCCCGAAGCUCCCGCGAUAAAACCGAGGCGAACCUCCUCUCCUCAUCUGAAUCCGCAUCUGUCCCCCUUAGAUCCGUCCAUGGCUCCGGUUCCGCUGAAGCCUUCGCCGGGUCUCGCGCCCGAGACCCGCGACAUCGUCCGGGACGCCGUCCGCUCCAGCGCCGCUGCUACCCUCGCCUCGUCCCCUGCGCUGACGGCGCGGGACGACUGGAUCCAGGCCGGGAUCAAGUUCGGGACGGCUAUCGACCCUGGCCUCGCCCUCGUCGCGCCAGCCGCUCCUAGGGUUCUCUGCUGUGAGGAGAUCGACGGGAGGAGGUGGAGCUACGUGCUGGAUGACGUGGAAGGCCCCCCCGGGACGAAGGCGAGGAAGGGACCGUCUCUUCGCGCCGUCCCGAUGCAGAACCCCGUGGAUCCCUUGGAGGAGAUGAUGUCAUUCAUAAGAUCGUAUGUAGUGCCUGAUGGCUUUCCUGACUGUGUAACCCCUUCUUAUGUCCCAUAUAUGACAUGGAGGGCUUUGAAGCAUUUCUUUGGUGGAGCCAUGGGUGUUUUCACAACAAGGACUCUGUUAAAUUCUGCGGGAGUAUCCAAAAAUACAGCUGCAUCAGGUGCUGUUGCCAUCAAUUGGAUACUCAAGGAUGGAGCUGGCCGUGUCGGCAAAAUGCUCUAUUCACGUCAAGGAAAGAAGUUUGACUAUGAUCUGAAGCAGCUUCGCUUUGCAGGUGAUCUUUUAAUGGAGUUAGGUGCAGGAGUAGAGUUAGCAACUGCUGCAGUUCCACAGCUUUUCUUGCCACUUGCAUGUGCAGCCAAUGUUCUUAAGAAUGUUGCUGUUGUUACCUCGACAUCCACACGCACUCCAAUAUACAAGGCCUAUGCAAAAGGAGAAAAUAUAGGGGACGUCACUGCUAAAGGAGAAUGUGUUGCCAAUAUAGCUGAUCUGUUGGGCACUGGACUGAGUAUCUUGAUAUCGAAACGAAAUCCAUCUUUGGUGGCCUCAUUCACAUUCUUGUCAUGUGGAUAUCUAUUUAGCUCAUAUCAAGAGGUCAAAUCAGUAGUAUUGAAUACGUUAAACACAGCAAGAUUCACUGUGGCUGUGGAUUCCUUCAUCAAGACUGGACAUGUUCCAUCAUUAAAGGAAGGAAACGUAAAGGAGAAUAUUUUCAAUCCUCCAUGGUCUAACCAUACACCAGUAGUUAUAGGAUCAAGAUUUUCUGAAGCGUUCCAGGAGCUGUCUUCAUUUCUUGCCACGCAACCCUUGUUCGAGGAGGAGAGAUACAUGGUCACCUAUAACCCUUCAAAGGGUAAAAUUUAUGCAUUGCUCAAGGAUCAAGCAAAAUCAGAUGAUAUACUAAAAGCGGCGUUCCAUGCGCAUGUUCUUCUGCAUUUCAUCCGGUCGUCAAACUCAAAACUAGCUUUGAGAAGAUUUAGCAGCAGUGACCAAUCAAGACACGAAGGAACUUUGCUUGUUUCAAAUGACAACUUUCUUUCUCACAUCGCUGAGUCUUGCAAGAUCGUGUCAUCAUCAUAUACAAUGUUCAAGAAUAAAGCUACCAAACAGGGAUGGAUAAUGUCUCACUCUUUGCUUAAUCCGGGUAGAGCACGGCUAGUUAGUACUCUACACCACUGAUCUGCGAUCACCAUCCAUAAAUUCAGAGAUCUUAACACACGAGCGGUGGAUUGCUAGUCUCAGGUACGUGAACAUCUUAUGCCACCGCAGAGUUAGAAAGUCUACCAAAACCACUCGACUGACAAAGUGGUGACAUUCUAUUUCGGAUUUGCUCUCCCAGUUUCUGCUCCCUGCAAACUGGGAGACAGAGAUCAUUUUCCGAAACAAUUUUGCUUGUGUACUGCUGGAGUUACUUGCCUAUCGAACUUUUCGAUGUGUGUUGACACAUCCUCUUGCAGUUUUGUUUGUUGUAAUACUGUAAAAUUUGUUUGUGCCUUUGACUGUGCCGUAGAGUUUGAGAUGCAAAUCUGUGAUAUAAAAAAAAAAUUGGGUUGUUUUUAAAGAAAAAAUAUAUCAUUUUAUUCUCUAUAUAAA
Molecule: messenger RNA, 2114 nt
Organism: Zingiber officinale
Lineage: Eukaryota; Viridiplantae; Streptophyta; Magnoliopsida; Zingiberales; Zingiberaceae
Product: protein root UVB sensitive 6-like
Exons: 14
Coding region: 156-1700 (514 amino acids)
Source: RefSeq, a predicted model, not a curated record